Leptopilina boulardi is the source of this 2034-nucleotide messenger RNA. RefSeq names its product Golgi pH regulator (gene GPHR). NCBI's taxonomy places the organism in Eukaryota, Metazoa, Arthropoda, Insecta, Hymenoptera, Figitidae. The coding region runs from base 128 to 1483 and encodes 451 amino acids. The record is from RefSeq and is a predicted model, not a curated record. Gene Ontology annotation, biological process: intracellular pH reduction. Gene Ontology annotation, molecular function: voltage-gated monoatomic anion channel activity. The transcript is spliced from 8 exons. Gene Ontology annotation, cellular component: Golgi cisterna membrane.
AAUCAGCUGAUCAGUUUUAACAAACCAUGUUGAAAACUGAAAAGUGUCAUGUGAAACAUUUUGAAAAAUUAACAAAAUAAUGUAUUUAUUUUUAUUAAACGUAGCAAAAAAAUAGUAAUUAAUAAUUAUGGGUUUCUUUGAAGAUACGUUUGUUAUUCUUGUAACACAGGUUCUAUUUUUUCUAGGAGGAUGGGUUUUCUUUGUCAAAAAAUUAUUUCGUGAUUACGAAGUUCACCAUAGAUUGGUGCAAUUAAUUUUUUCCACCACCUUUUCAUUAUCAUGUACAAUGUUUGAAUUAAUUAUAUUUGAAAUUGUUGGAGUUUUAGAUUCUAGCUCUAGAUAUUUUCACUGGAAUGUCGGACUAUAUAUGCUUCUUUUUAUGGUGAUCGUGUUAAUACCAUUUUAUAUUGCGUAUUUUAUUAUCAGCAAUGUUAGUUUUGUGAGAUUAAAUUUGAUACGUCCGUUAACAAUGAUGGUCUAUCUUUUCUAUCUUUAUUUAUUCUGGAAAGUUGGAGAUCCUUUUCCCAUUUUGAGUCCAAAGAAAGGAGUGUUAUCCAUUGAACAAGGAGUGAGUCGCAUUGGUGUUAUUGGCGUAACAGUAAUGGCAUUAUUAUCAGGAUUUGGUGCUGUAAAUUAUCCGUAUUCUUCCAUGGCUUACUUUAUGCGUCCUGUAACAUAUGCCGAUGUUCAAGCAAUUGAAAGGCGACUAUUGCAAACAAUAGACAUGAUAAUUGCGAAAAAGAAGAGAAUUGCUUUAGCGAAAAAGGGCCAAGUUGGUGAUCAAACCGAGGGCAGAUCUCGACUUUGGGGAAUGUUACCAUUAGGCGGCUUAACAGGAAGUCAAGAAAAUAUAAAACAACUUCGACAGGAAGUCACUGCCUCUGAAGAAUUGUCUCGUCAACUUUUUUUGGAAGCACACGAUAUUCAAAAUGCAAGAGAACGAUUAGAAUGGGCCGCCACAUGGCAGGGGAAAUAUUUUAAUUUUUUAGGUUACUUUUUCUCUAUUUAUUGUAUGUGGAAAAUAUUUAUUUCGAUAAUUAAUAUAGUUUUUGAUCGUGUGGGUAAAAAAGAUCCAGUGACAAGAGGAAUGGAAAUAGCUGUUCACUGGAUUGGUUUCAAUAUUGACGUUACUUUUUGGUCUCAACAUAUCUCAUUUUAUCUCGUUGGAUGCAUUGUUGUCACUUCAAUCAGAGGAUUGUUACUAACAUUAACAAAGUUUUUCUAUGCGAUCUCAAGUAGUAAAUCAUCGAAUAUUAUAGUUCUGAUUCUUGCUCAAAUAAUGGGAAUGUAUUUUGUAUCCUCGGUCCUUUUGAUGCGAAUGAAUAUGCCAGCCGAAUAUCGCAUUAUAAUAACACAAGUAUUAGGAGAUCUUCAAUUCAAUUUUUAUCAUCGAUGGUUCGAUGUCAUAUUUUUAGUGUCUGCUCUGUCUUCCAUACUAUUUUUAUAUUUAGCUCACAAGCAAGCACCCACCGAACGUGCAUGAUUUGAAUGAUAAGUCAUGAAUUUUUCCAAACUUAAAUUUUAUCCAGAACCCUUUUUUUGGUUUUUUUUUUCUAAUCUCGUACAUUCCACUCGUGAUUUGUUUUGUUUUUAGAAAGCUUAAAUGACACAAGUGAGAAAAAUCAAAACAUUUUUUUAAAAAAAAGACAAUAUAUAUAAACAAUUUAAAUGAAAAAAAAAAUUCUUUUUAAACAUAACAUAUUUUUUAUUAUUAAACUAUUGCGUGUACUAUGAGAGUUUGGCAUGUAUAUAAAAAUGUACAUUAAUGAUGAAACACAUUUACAUAAAUAUUUUCAAACCUACGACGCUUAAUUACGUACAGAUAUUUUUUUUUCUUUUCUUUUUUUAUCUAUAAAGCCUGUGAGUAUCCUGAGAGAGUUUUGGAGUCUCGCACUAUUUUAUAAUGAUCACUUGAUAUUAUUAUUAAUUCUGAUGCAAUAUGUGUGUGGAAUCACAGAUGGAUGAAAUUUCACGUAGGCUGCUUUAUUCGAUUAACUGAUACUUAAUGAAUAAAAUAAAGAAGUUAAAUUAUAA